This is a messenger RNA of Amphibalanus amphitrite, 482 nucleotides long. Its product is annotated as lectin BRA-3-like. The coding region runs from base 18 to 482 and encodes 154 amino acids. The transcript has a single exon. The record is from RefSeq and is a predicted model, not a curated record. NCBI's taxonomy places the organism in Eukaryota, Metazoa, Arthropoda, Thecostraca, Balanomorpha, Balanidae.
AAGCAGUUCCCGUCACGAUGUCGCCGCUGCCGUCGCUGCUGCUGGCCGGGCUGGUGUCAGCGGGAGCCGCUCGCGCCGGCUGUCCGACCAACGUCGACUGGCGCGAGUUCGAGGGCUCCUGCUACUGGCGCUCCACGUACCCCGCCACCUGGUCGGCGGCGGUCACCGCGUGUCCCACCGUGGGCGACGGCUCCCAGAUCGCCUCCAUCCACUCACUGGUCGAGAACUCGUUCGUCAUGGAGACCUACAACUACGGCGAGACGUGGAUCGGCCUGAACGACCUCGGUGCCGAGGGUCAGUUCGCCUGGUCGGACGGAGCGGAUCUGGACUUCACAAACUGGCAGCCCGGCCAGCCGGAUAACCUGGAUAACGAGGACUGUGUGUGGAUGCCGCACCCCAAGGACCCGAGCGGCGGGCGCUGGGACGACUACGACUGCGACAGCAGCCUAUUCUUCCUCUGUAAAAUGCCAGCCACUAGCUGA